AUGCUCUACCAUAUCCUCAAUCAAGCCAAGAAGCAACUGAGCAUGAUUCUCUUUGAGCUUACUGGAGAUGGAGGUACUGGAGUAGCACUGUAUGUCUUGCAUCCAGCAUUGUUCAAUCCAGAUGUUACAUGGGACAGAAAGAAUAACCCAGAGCCCAGGAACAAACUGGGUCCCAGUGAUCAAUACAAGUUCUACUCAGUUAAUGUGGAUUACAGCAAACCAAAGAAAGAAGGAGAUUCCCAGUGGAGGAGCCCCACGGGUCGCCAGCGUGACUCUUGUGACCGGCGAGGCGGUUUUGCCGGCGCCUCGGAGCGUCGGUUCUUGGUGCAGAGUCAGAAAAGCACCAUCAAUCUUAACGCUGCUGAUUUAGUCGGUGCAGUGGGUGGCUCAGAUUUCGGCGCUGAGAAUCAAUAA
Messenger RNA from Saimiri boliviensis boliviensis (Bolivian squirrel monkey), 414 nucleotides. The record is from RefSeq and is a predicted model, not a curated record. NCBI's taxonomy places the organism in Eukaryota, Metazoa, Chordata, Mammalia, Primates, Cebidae.